Messenger RNA from Micropterus dolomieu (smallmouth bass), 906 nucleotides. It is a transcript of the gene pigp, whose product is annotated as phosphatidylinositol glycan anchor biosynthesis, class P. Gene Ontology annotation, biological process: GPI anchor biosynthetic process. The transcript is spliced from 5 exons. Gene Ontology annotation, molecular function: phosphatidylinositol N-acetylglucosaminyltransferase activity. The record is from RefSeq and is a predicted model, not a curated record. The coding region runs from base 227 to 616 and encodes 129 amino acids. NCBI's taxonomy places the organism in Eukaryota, Metazoa, Chordata, Actinopteri, Centrarchiformes, Centrarchidae.
CUCCAGAGUACGUUUACCGCGUAGCCGCACCUACGCAGAGAAACGGUUCGGAUAUUCUCCUUAACUGCCGAGAAAAUUGCUCAGUGGUAAACUCCAGGUGCUCAAAACCAUGCUGAAAUGCAUCUUUCCGAGAUGUGUAGCAGCCAAAUGCGUCCGGCAAAGACAUGAAACCGUAACAUAAGCGCGUCUUGUUUUCUACCGAGCUAAACAACCAAAGACUAAGAUCAUGGCGGUAAACUCUCCCUCUCCACUGCCUGAGAGGGCCAUUUAUGGGUUUGUUCUUUUCCUUGGCUCACAGUUCGGCUUCUUUCUGUAUUGCAUGUGGGCAUUUAUACCAGAGGAAUGGCUUCAUUCAAUAGGGCUCACUUACUGGCCUCAAAAAUAUUGGGCCCUUGCGAUGCCGAUCUAUCUGCUGGUUGCAUUAAUGAUCUUUGUGGUGUUGCUGUUCGGAGUGAACAUGAACAACACGGCUCCCCUCAACUCCGUGGAUAACAUCACAGAUGUGUAUGCGCAAGGCCAGAGGACAGAGGCUUGCAGCGAAGAGGGAAUACCCAGACUGAAAGAUGUUUCCAUUAGUGAAGUCAACAAAAUGUUCUAUAUGUCGCCCAAGCUAUAACAAACAGAAGCAGUUUUUAGCUGGAGGCAGAGUAGAAGUGUAGCUGCUUGGGAUUUAUUGUGGUGCACUGUUUACCCUUUGUUUAUAAAAGAAGGAUUGUGCUUUAUUUAUUUAUCCAGGAACUAUGCAACAUGGGGCAAAGAUGUACUGAAUGAUUUGACUUUUUCUGACGCUUUACUUAUUUACUGUAUAUAUGACGUGCUGUGUGUGUGGUAAUAUCAGUAAUAUGCUGAAUGUGAUGUAACAUAAUAUCACAAUACAAACAAAUAAACCUAUUGUUGCAAAUGGUA